CAUCCAACCAAAGUCAGAUAAUCGGACGGCGUACAAUAAAAAUUGAAUCUUUUCUUUUCUUUUUGAGUUUUCCCAUAUGGUGCUUCUUUACACUAAAACAAUUAUGGAUGCCCCCUGCCAACCUUGUCUGUGGACUGCUAUCAUCUUCUCUUAUGCCAAUUAGAAACAGACUACUAGCUUACAAAGUAGAGAGAGAGAGAGAGGUUACUUUUGCUCGCUCGCCAGGCUUACAAAGGACAAACAGUCAAAUAGAGGAGCAAAUCUGUGACCACAACAGAAUCUGGAGAGACAUAGAGUAGGGAGAGCUUAUCCUCCAUAUUGAGUUAAAAUCAGAAAUGAGUCUUGCUGUUUUCCUCUUUGCUUUCUUUGUUUUCAUGUCCAAGGAAACUCGGGUUCGUGCAAACACCGAGCUAAGAGCGCUCAUGGACAUGAAAGCUGCCUUGGACCCCGAGGACAAGUACCUAUCUUCAUGGACCAAUAAUGGCGACCCAUGUGAUGGUUCCUUUGAGGGUAUAGCCUGCAACGAUUAUGGUCAAGUGGCUAAUAUUUCCUUGCAGGGAAAGGGGCUCCGUGGGAAGCUAUCUCCUGCUAUUGCUGGGUUAAUGCACUUGACAGGCCUCUACUUGCAUUAUAACUCUCUGUGUGGUAAGAUGCCCAAGGAAAUAGCUAACUUGAAGGGGCUUAGUGACUUGUACUUGAAUGUGAAUAAUCUCUCUGGAGAAAUACCUCCUGAGAUCGGAGACAUGGAGAAUUUGCAAGUUUUGCAGCUUUGUUAUAACCAGUUCACCGGAAGCAUACCCACCCAGUUAGGAUCUUUGAAGAAGCUUAAUGUUCUUGCUCUGCAAUCCAAUCAACUCACUGGUGCAAUCCCUGCAAGUUUAGGUGAUAUGGGCGUGUUGAUGAGACUAGAUUUAAGUUUUAAUAGUUUCUUUGGUUCGAUUCCUACCAAACUAGCCGAUGCUCCUCUGCUUGAAGUUCUGGAUGUCCGGAACAACUCUCUCUCUGGCAAUGUACCACUGGCUCUUAAGAGACUGAGUGACGGAUUCUUAUACCAAAACAACCUGGGAUUAUGUGGUGCUGGCUUUAUGAAUUUGAAAGCUUGCAAUGCAUCAGAUCAUAUUAAUCCGAGCAGACCUGAACCCUUUGGACCAGAUUCGACUGGUUUGCCAACAAGGGAGAUUCCUGAAACUGCAAAUUUGCAGCUGCCUUGCAACCAAACGCACUGUUCAAAUUCAUCGAGAACCCAUCAGGCUGCAGUUGUUGUUGGCACAAUCAUCUUGACUAUUGCAUUGUCCGUUAUAGGAAUUCUGACAUUUACUCAGUACCGUCGCCAAAAGCAGAAGCUUGGUAGCUCAUUUGAAAUUUCUGAUAGUCGUCCAAGUACAGAUCAGGCCAAGGGGGUUUACAGGAAGAAUGGCUCUCCUCUAAUCAGUCUUGAGUACUCUAAUGGAUGGGAUCCUUUAGCGGAUGGUAGGAAUUUCAGUGGGCAUGAGGAAGAUGUCUUCCGGAGCUUCAUGUUCAACUUGGAUGAGGUGGAGACUGCUGCACAGUACUUCUCAGAAGUGAAUUUGUUGGGUAAGAGUAACUUUUCUGCAACAUACAAGGGAAUUUUGAGAGAUGGCUCUGUUGUUGCUAUCAAGAGCAUUAGUAAAACUAGCUGCAAGUCGGAGGAGGCUGAAUUUUUGAAGGGAUUGAAUAUUUUGACCUCGCUGAGGCAUGAGAAUUUAGUGAGGUUGAGAGGAUUUUGUUGUUCAAGGGGCCGUGGGGAGUGCUUUCUCAUUUAUGAUUUUGUUCCCAAUGGUAAUUUGCUGCAGUACCUUGAUGUGAAGGAUGGUGAUGGCUGUGUGCUCGAAUGGUCCACCAGAGUCUCUAUUGUCAAGGGGAUUGCCAAAGGUAUAGCCUACUUGCAUGGGUACAAGGUGAACAAGCCUGCUUUGAUUCACCAAAACAUUACAGCUCAAAAAGUGCUUUUAGACCAGCGACGCUAUCCAUUGCUCGCAGAUUCUGGUUUGCAGAACCUUCUUACAAAUGACAUUGUAUUCUCAGCCCUCAAGGCCAGUGCUGCAAUGGGUUACCUAGCUCCUGAGUAUGCAGCAACUGGCCGAUUCACUGACAAAAGUGAUGUAUAUGCAUUUGGGGUGAUUGUUUUCCAAGUUCUCUCAGGGAAGCGAGAAGUUACAAACUUAGUACGUCUAGCAGCUGAGUCUUGCACUUUCCAAGAUUACAUUGACCCCAAUCUGCAUGGGAGGUUCGACGAAUAUGAAGCAGCUAAGCUUGCAAGAAUUGCUUGGCUUUGCGCUCAUGAAUCUCCUAUUGAAAGACCAUCUAUGGAAGCUAUUGUUCAAGAGCUGGGUAACUGCAGUAGCUGUCUUUAAUUUCAUGAAUAUUUUCUUCAACCACUGCCUGGGCAAUUUUUGAAUGAGUAAUGAUAUGCUGGGAAAUGUCACUAACUGAACUCUUAGGAUUCGUAGUUGUUUGUGGUGUUGUGUUGCCUCCUCCUGCUGAGGAUUAAACUUUGUUGUGAAUGUGACUGAAAACUUGUUCUCAGCCUUGAGAUGGGAAAUUGCAAGCGAUUUUCAGUUGUAAUCACCUUAAUUUUAGAUAUUUGAUGUUUAAGUGGUGUUUUACCCCCA
Hevea brasiliensis (rubber tree) is the source of this 2633-nucleotide messenger RNA. Its product is annotated as somatic embryogenesis receptor kinase 1. Lineage: Eukaryota; Viridiplantae; Streptophyta; Magnoliopsida; Malpighiales; Euphorbiaceae. Bases 336 to 2375 code for a protein of 679 amino acids. The record is from RefSeq and is a predicted model, not a curated record. Gene Ontology annotation, biological process: protein phosphorylation. Gene Ontology annotation, molecular function: receptor serine/threonine kinase binding; protein kinase activity; ATP binding. The transcript has 4 exons.